AUGCCAGGGUUCUCUUGGAUGACAAAGAAGUCAGCUAGGAUCGCCUAUUGUGGCCUCUUUACUGGCUUUGUUGUUCUCUCCUUGAUUCUUUCACAAGUUGCUGCUCCCUUGUUGCAGAUUUUCCCUUGGUUUCUGUCAAAAUUUGGGGCUGGCCUAUUUUUGUUGGUUCAGUUUGUUUUACUAUUGGAUUUCACUUACACUUGGAAUGAUGCUUGUCUUAAGAAUGAUGAUACGAAAUGGUUCUAUGCCUUGUUUGCAAUAUCAGUGGGAUGCUACAUUGCUUCUUUUACUUUAUCCAUAUUUUUGUUCAUUUGGUUCAAUCCCUCUGGUCACGACUGUGGCCUCAAUGUGAUCUUCAUUGUCGUGAACUUGAUUCUUUUUGUUGUAUUCGCUCUGAUUGUACUGCAGGUACAAGGGAGCCUUUUCCCAGCUUCAGCGAUUUCUGUAUACUUUACCUAUGUGUGUUUUACUAGCCUUUCUAGCGAACCCCAUGACUAUGUUUGCAAUGGCCUGGACAACAGAGCCAAAGGCGUCUCCACAAGCACCAUUAUCAUUGGACUGAUCAGUACAAUACUCUGUGUCUUGUAUUCAGCUCUUCGUGCUGGCUCGACAAAGGCCUUGCUAUCAUCCCUAUCAUAUCCAAGGGCAGUAUUUGCCCAUCUAAUAACCUUUGCACAUUAUUGGUUGCUCGCUGCAGGUGCAACUCACUUAGAUGCCGCCCUUGCUCACGGUGUGUACUCGGACAUGCUCUUCUCGGGAUGGAGCAGUUUGUCUGACUGUUCUGAGGAUACAGAAGCGGGCGAAGACAUAAGGGAUUUAAAAUCAUGGCUUGUUAGUCUGCCAUACUCUGUUGAGUCCCUUAGGUUUUGA
Chenopodium quinoa (quinoa) is the source of this 870-nucleotide messenger RNA. Its product is annotated as membrane protein TMS1-like. The record is from RefSeq and is a predicted model, not a curated record. NCBI's taxonomy places the organism in Eukaryota, Viridiplantae, Streptophyta, Magnoliopsida, Caryophyllales, Amaranthaceae. Gene Ontology annotation, cellular component: membrane. The coding region runs from base 1 to 870 and encodes 289 amino acids. The transcript is spliced from 5 exons.